AUGCUCGAUCUGAAGAAACAAGGAAUAUUAUGCCUGUGGGACAGCGAGGAAAGGCAGAGUUGGGUUCCCAAAGAUUUCGAAAAUGAAAAGAACAUGUCCCGAAGAAAGUUCCAGUUCCGUUGUAGUGGUCAAGAUAUCAAGGCAUUGGUUUGGAAAGAUCGAAAACCAAUACAGUUUCUUUCAAACUUCCAAAAGAUUGAAAAUGUGAACACAGCAUCUCGGAAGUCCAAAGAUGGUUCUCACACAGAAAUUUCGUGCCCAGAUAUUGUAAAGGAUUGCAAUACCUAUAUUGGGCUUGUAGAUAAAUCCGACAUGCUGAAAUCAAUCUAUGAGAUAGAUAGAAAAAAAAACUCUGAAGCAAUUCAAUCUGUAGUUGCUGGUCUAGUUGGAGCAACUUUGUCAUCAACUCCUAAUCGCAAGAGAUCUCAGAUCCAGUAG
Molecule: messenger RNA, 438 nt
Organism: Schistocerca gregaria
Lineage: Eukaryota; Metazoa; Arthropoda; Insecta; Orthoptera; Acrididae
Exons: 2
Coding region: 1-438 (145 amino acids)
Source: RefSeq, a predicted model, not a curated record